AAUAGCAAUUUCCGAAUAGGGCCUUACAUAAAAGCCCUUAGAAAUACUAACAGUAUGCCAGAGUUUCAUUGAAAGGAAAUCCAGUGUUCAACACAGCUGACUAGCUGGCGGUAUUCACUCCGCUUUUUUACCGUCAAGUUAACCUCAAGAGUGAAAUGUUGGUCUAUACGAAGAUGAUCGUAAGCUGCGGUAACUUAAAAUUGCAGUUACCGGCGACGCUGAGAAGCCUAAGUACUCUGAGUCCGAAAAUAGAAACGAGAAGAAAACGAAAUGAGCUUUUUGAUAACGAAAAAAAGCGUCAACGUGCGGCAGUCGGUCGAAUAGAGAAAAUAGAGGUGAAAUACUUGGGAUUAACCGAGGACGUGACACUGGUAAUGAAUAAGUUUAUUUCCACACCUUACAACUGUGCGCAACAUAUUUCUGAAAGCGUCAGGAACACCGCAGCUCUUGCUGAAGUAAACGGCGUACCUUGGGACAUGCACUCACCACUUGUCGAAGCAUGCGAUCUCAAACUUUUGAUGACCAGUACCCCUGACAAGCAGGCUGUAAACAGAGCAUUUUGGAGAACAUGUUCGUUGAUGCUAGGUGCCGUUGCAGAGAAUGCUUUCAAGGAUGAUAUCGCUGUUCACCUGCACAGUUUUCCGGCACCAAACCUCAGAUCUGGUAGUUUUGUGCAUGAUAUUUGUCUUGGUUUUAAUGACUGGCAGCCAACUACAGCGGAAUUACAGUCACUCUCCGCUCUGUUCGUGCAGUUAAGUCAGAAGAAAAUUCCCAUUGAACGAUUGGAGGUCAAAGAGGAUCUUGCUCUAGAAAUGUUCCAAGACAAUCCGUACAAAUCCAUGCAAAUUCCAGACAUUGCAAAGAACAAUAACAGCAAUGUUGUCCUCUACAGAAUGGGAGAACACAUAGAAAUCAGCAAGGGGCCAAUGGUUGGAAAUACCAGUCACAUCGGGAAAUGUACCAUUGCUUCUAUUCACAAGUUAUCUACCGAUGAAAUUGGGACACUCUACAGAUUCCAAGGAGUCGCACUUCCCGCUGGACUUUUACUCAAUCAUUUUGCCUAUGGAAUUCUUGAGGAGAGAGCAAAAAAGUUUAACAGUAGUAUAUGGGUCCCCAAUAAGAUCACUGAAGACACCGAUGAUCACGUAGCAGCAGCAGUUAAUUAGUAUCAUUAUUUUCAUGUAAUUAUUACAAUUCAAAUUAAAUUUCACCAAGAUUUAAAUAUUCUGUAAUUAAGUUUUUCAUACCUUUAGGUUUUUUCAUCCAUAAUAAUAUAUUUUUCCACAGACCAGCUGAAGAGUGAGAGCUAAACGCUAUAAAUAUUUUCUUUCGUAUUAAAUUCAAAUAGAACUGAAUAAAUAUUUGUUGUAUGGAAUACAUUUAUUAAUUUGUUUGAGGUACAUUCAGGUUACCGUCGACUAAUCUAACAGAAGUAUUUGAACCGUGAUAGUAUACAGGACUCGUACAGUUUGUUUGAGCAUGAAAAUCGUAUUGUUUUGUUUGUUCACGGGAUUGCUGGCUUUAGCCAUUUGUAAGGAUGCUAUUCUUCGAUUCUAUUUCAUUGCCGACGAAGCCGUGGAUUGGGCUGUUACACAGAGUCGAUGCGAAUGGGCUAAAUCUGUUUUCCCCUGCCCCUGUAGUAUUCAGUUGUGGCAAUGAUGCAAGGAUCUCAUCCAGAGGAUAUAAUCAGACAUGGCAAGUCGGUAAUUCGGUUAUUUUUCAACUUCGUUAAUUUCAUUAUUUCUAAUUCAAUGUUUUCAACAUCAUUCAGGUCUGGACCUCAUAAUUGAACUAUAACGGUGUUGAAUCGUGCUCACAACGGACUGCCCUUGACCACCAACGAUUGUUUAUUAUCUGCUUGUCUUUUUAUCUAAUAAGUAAGAACUUUCUUCUUGCAGUUACCUACUCAGGUAAUGAAACAACAGUAAUGAAUCAAUAUUAACUAAAAAGUUACUAUUAAUGACGUUGCAUUUAUCAUAACAAAGCCAAAUGAUACGAAACAAAGCAAUUUCACAAUUACUAAACGAAAUUAACUGCUUAGAGCCACAGGAAAUAAAAUAAAAUUAGAAACGGUUUCAUUUUGGGUACCAUAAAACCUGGCCGUUGGAUUUAAUUCAUAAUAAUUAAUAAGUAAAAAGGAAUUUCACUUCAAAUUAUUAUUAUCUAGGUAAUCUCAUCAUUCUAAAUUAUUAUUGAUUAUUCGACUCGACGUUUUUUGAAAUAAUCAUUCAAAUCUUAUUAGCGAGGUGAAAUUAAUGUAGGUUUAACAUACAUACUUAUAUGACAGGUAAUAUAGUGAAAGUAACAAGAACAAAUCCUGAAUUUUUGCCAUCUGGGUUGAAACUAAUCAUUUUAUUUUUUUUUUUCACUUCACAUCAGCAGUCGCUUUAGUUCGUUAUCGUAUAACAAGUGAUUAAACAGUCACGUAAGUUUAAAGGCCGAUAUUCUUUAUCACAUUGAGAUAACGUGAUAUGUGGAUGAAACAAUACGUGAUUUUAAUUUCGUAAUUUAUUUUGCAAGAUAAUUACCGAUAAUCAGGAAUAGUCUGUCAAUUGAUACAGGGAACAUUCAAUAUAAUUUAUACCUUCCCUAGUAGAAGGAUAUAAAAUUAUUUGAAGCAUAUAAGCAUGUAUGAGGAAGUACCUACAGGUUGCGACCUUGGCCAGACUUGGCAUAACAGCCCGCAGCGGUACACGACCUGGUUUAAAUAUCUAUUUACUCAAUUAAUCAAUAUUAAUUAUUUCAUUAGAAAUUUUAUUCAACGUCGAUAAACAUUUCGCAAUGUACAUUACAAUGAUGAUUAAUUUUUACAAUACCCAAAAAAUAGAAAAUUUGUGUCCACAGAUGUACCUAUUAUGAUAACAAAACACUGCGAGAUAUUAUUCCGUUGAAAACUGGAGAAAGAAAAAAAUGGCGAACAAAAAUCAGUCGAUAUUCAUACAAAAAUUUUAAAAUCACUGGGUAAGAAAAUAUUGGAGGUCUUAUGGCCGCUAAUUUCGGCAUGUUUUGGCGGUCACCCUGGUUACGUUACGUUCAAGAAUUGCGUAUGUAUUGGCUAGGGUCCAGCUUUGUGGACAGGGACAGCUCAUAGUUGACGAGGAGUACGACUUAUAUCACGCAAACACGUUUUGUGUUGACUGCUGCAGGCCGAAGAGCAGUUUGAUCACUAACUCAACUUACUCUGUUGGAGGCGGUAAAUCCCUCCACAAAAUUCCUGCACGAAGCAUAUCAUCGGUAUCAGCUGUGACGGUGAAUUUUAAUAAUUCCAUUUCAUCCCAUACUGACAGCAAUAAUAAUAAGAAUCAAAUAAUUCAUUUCACAGAGAUAAAAAAUUAGCGGGCAUAAA
Athalia rosae (coleseed sawfly) is the source of this 3346-nucleotide messenger RNA. RefSeq names its product 39S ribosomal protein L39, mitochondrial (gene mRpL39). Gene Ontology annotation, molecular function: threonine-tRNA ligase activity; nucleotide binding. The transcript has a single exon. Lineage: Eukaryota; Metazoa; Arthropoda; Insecta; Hymenoptera; Athaliidae. The record is from RefSeq and is a predicted model, not a curated record. The coding region runs from base 156 to 1166 and encodes 336 amino acids. Gene Ontology annotation, cellular component: mitochondrion. Gene Ontology annotation, biological process: threonyl-tRNA aminoacylation.